AUGGCCACGACAACAGCGGUGAUUUCGGACCAGCGGACCAAGAAAAACCGCAUCCUUUCGCCCGAAGACGUCACAGACCUCAUCGCCGCGGGAAAAGCCAUCGUCAUCUACAAAGAUAACGUCUUGAAUCUCACCCCAUGGCUCAAAUUUCAUCCAGGAGGCGAUAAGGCCGUCUACCAUAUGGUCGGCAGAGAUGCGACCGAUGAGAUGGAGGUUUAUCAUUCGGAGGAAGUGAUCUCCAAGUUCACCAAGUGGAAGAUUGGACAGAUCGACUACCAGUGGGAGAACAUGCUUCCACCAAUCCAGGGUGGAAUCUACAAACUGAAAGACCUGAAUGGGCAAUCAUUAGAACAAAAUAGAAAAUCUCCUAAAUUGGCGGGAGAGCUGGACGGACCAGUGACACCCAUCGUACCACAGGGCGUCAGAUACGUAGAUAAGAACGACAAGGACAAAUACUUUCCAAUUUGCGAAAGAGAUGUUGUGGUGGAUCCAAAACAGUUGAUGGAGCUGUACGAGAAUGGCCUCGCUCGCUCCGAGUUGCUCGAGCUUCCACUGCUUGACUACGCUACCCAAAAUGAUAUCAAGAACCAAUACCACAAGCUACACGCAAAGAUCAUUCGCGCUGGCUUGUACAAGUGUGAUUAUGGGAACUAUGCACGGGAGCUCAUAAAGAUUGGCUCUCUAUUCUUGUACUCAUUCUCGUUUCUUAGCAUCAAACAAUAUGUUCUCAGUGCCGUCUUCAUUGCCAUGGCCUGGCAUCAGAUGACCUUCAUAGCGCACGAUGCUGGACAUGUUUCGCUAUCCCACAAUUACCAAGUAGAUAACAUUUUUGGCAUGAUCAUCGCCGACUGGUUCGGUGGUCUCAGUUUGGGCUGGUGGAAGCGUAAUCAUAACGUACACCAUCUCGUCACAAAUGACCCUGUCCAUGACCCCGAUAUCCAACACUUGCCUUUCUUUGCAGUGACGACGCGUCUUUUCGACAAUGUUUACUCAACAUAUUAUGACAAGUUCCUCUGGUUCGAUGCGUUCGCUAAGAAAGUGAUCCCUUAUCAAAACUAUCUCUACUACCCCAUCUUGACCUUUGGGCGUUUCAAUCUUUAUAGAUUGUCCUGGACACACCUUCUUUUGGGCCAGGGUCCACGUAAGGGUCCGGCUGCAUGGUUCAGACAUUUUGAACUUGCGGGGCUUUCCUUUUUCUUUUAUUGGUUCUUCUACGUCUUGGUUGGUGGCAUUGAUGGGGGUUGGAAUAAAUUCAAGUACGUCAUGAUCAGUCACAUGAGUACCAUGUUGGUUCAUGUUCAAAUCACUCUUUCCCACUUUGCAAUGUCGACCUCGGACUUGGGUGUCAGUGAGAGUUUCCCUUCUAGACAGCUUAGAACUAGUAUGGACGUCGAUUGUCCCGAAUGGCUCGACUUUCUCCACGGUGGACUUCAGUUUCAAGCCAUCCAUCAUUUGUUUCCAAGAUUGCCUCGUCAUAAUUUAAGAAAGGCACAAUCGUACGUGAUUGACUUCUGCAAGGAGGUAGGAUUGCCAUAUUCCAUUUAUGGCUUUGGUAAGGGAAAUGAGAUUGUCAUUGGAAAGUUAGGAGAAAUCGGUAAGCAAUGCUCGAUCAUGUUGGAUUGCACAAAGAAAAUGAGAGAAGAUCAGAUUUACGACAUUUAA
This is a messenger RNA of Australozyma saopauloensis, 1662 nucleotides long. RefSeq names its product Sld1p (gene SLD1). Gene Ontology annotation, cellular component: membrane. The coding region runs from base 1 to 1662 and encodes 553 amino acids. The transcript has a single exon. NCBI's taxonomy places the organism in Eukaryota, Fungi, Ascomycota, Pichiomycetes, Serinales, Metschnikowiaceae. The record is from RefSeq and is a predicted model, not a curated record. Gene Ontology annotation, biological process: lipid metabolic process. Gene Ontology annotation, molecular function: oxidoreductase activity, acting on paired donors, with oxidation of a pair of donors resulting in the reduction of molecular oxygen to two molecules of water.